Messenger RNA from Haliotis rufescens (red abalone), 3454 nucleotides. Its product is annotated as E3 ubiquitin-protein ligase CBL-B-like. Gene Ontology annotation, biological process: cell surface receptor signaling pathway; negative regulation of epidermal growth factor-activated receptor activity. NCBI's taxonomy places the organism in Eukaryota, Metazoa, Mollusca, Gastropoda, Lepetellida, Haliotidae. The coding region runs from base 30 to 2207 and encodes 725 amino acids. The record is from RefSeq and is a predicted model, not a curated record. The transcript has 13 exons. Gene Ontology annotation, molecular function: SH3 domain binding; calcium ion binding; ubiquitin protein ligase activity. Gene Ontology annotation, cellular component: plasma membrane; membrane raft.
CGACUCGGGGCUGGACCAGGAAGGGCAAAAUGGCGGUGAGUGGUAGGAGUCGAAAUCAAGGCAAGAAUUUUGGAAACAUGUUUAGCCGUCUUCAGGAAGUUCUAGCCCCUCCAAAAUUAGUUGUAGUGGAUAAACGAACAAUCGAGAAAUCAUGGAAAAUGAUGGACAAAGUUGUGAAACUGUGUCAGCAUUCGAGGAUGAAUUUAAGGAACAGCCCUCCAUUCAUCCUGGAUAUUCUGCCCGACACCUAUCAGCAUUUGCGUUUGAUCUGCUCAAAGCAUGACGACAAACUACAAACGCUCAACGAGUGUGAAUAUUUUAGAAUAUUCAUUGAAAAUUUAAUGAGCAAAUGCAAAAACACUAUCAAGCUAUUUCGCGAAGGAAGAGACAAAAUCUUCGAUGAGAAUUCUCACUUCCGACGCAACCUGACAAAGCUGUCACUGGUGUUUUCGCACAUGCUUGCGGAGUUAAAGGCGAUCUACCCUCCUCCUUCUGGAACCUAUGCAGGGGAGACGUUUAGGAUUACUAAAAGUGAUGCUGCAGACUGGUGGAGACGGUCAUUCGGUGACAAGCUGAGCUGCAAGGGAGGGGGCCGGAAGAUGAAUUCAUUAAACACUGGAAUCAUUGUGUCCUGGAAAGAUUUUCGCAGCACACUAAAUGAGACUCACUCCAUCAGCACCUCCUUGGAGGCCAUGGCGCUCAAGUCCACCAUCGACCUUACGUGUAACGACUACAUAUCAGUGUUUGAGUUUGAUGUCUUCACAAGAUUGUUUCAGCCUUGGAAUAAUUUGCUGCGCAACUGGAACGUUUUGGCCGUCACGCAUCCUGGCUACGUGGCGUUCCUCACGUAUGACGAGGUGAAGGCUAGACUAAAGAAUUACAUCAACAAACCAGGGAGCUACGUGUUUCGGCUCAGCUGCACAAGGCUGGGACAGUGGGCCAUUGGCUAUGUGACGUCAGACAAGCAGAUUCUUCAGACCAUCCCUCAGAACAAGUCUCUGUGUCAGGCGCUGCUGGACGGGCAGAGGGAGGGCUUCUUCCUGUACCCUGACGGUCGCCACAUCAACCCGGACCUGAGUUUCCUGGUUCAGGACAGCCAGGAGGACCACAUCAAGGUGACGCAGGAACAGUACGAGCUGUACUGCGAGAUGGGCUCCACCUUCCAACUCUGCAAGAUCUGUGCCGAGAACGACAAGGACAUCCGCAUCGAGCCAUGCGGCCACCUCCUCUGUACCCCUUGUCUCACACAGUGGCAGGAUUCUGAUGGGCAAAGUUGUCCUUUCUGUCGUACUGAGAUCAAGGGCACCGAGCAGGUGAUAGUGGACGCCUUCCACCCGUCGGGGAGCCUCAAGGUGGAGCCCAGACACAACCACACCAUGGACAUAGAGGAUGAUGAUGACGGUGGGACGACUACAUUACAUGCCCUGUCGGUCAGCCCCCGAGACAGAAAUACAAGAGAUCGCAGCUCCCCGUUUGAUUCUCCGCACACGUCAAAAAGAGACGUGCCGCCUCCGGUUCCUCCUCGUACUAUGUCGCCUGCUCACUCCCCAACCACAUCGCCAAAACCUCCGAGACGUCAGCUUCCACCCACCCCGCCAGCAGACGACGAAGACACGCCCCGCCUCCAGCGGCCGACAGUACCCCAGAGGACGGUCAUCAACGUGACGCCCGCAGAGAAGGACCAAGGAGUGUCCUAUGCGGAGCUAAGGUACGACAUCCCCGGCCACACUGUGAAGACCGUUGACACGGAGCCGGACUCGCACUACGACAAACCCCUGCCUGGCGUGCACCCCCUCAUCAACACCUCCCCCACGUCGGAGGGCAUCUCCAAACACCCGCCGUCACCUGAGGGAGGAACUAUUUUCUCCGUGACAGGAAACGCUCCCCCCCAGUUACAUCGACUUCCAAGUGAAUAUGCCUGCCCACCUGCCCAUAUGCCCAGGGCCAAACAGCCAGCUCCUGUUCAGUCACAUGGAGAUGUGAAUGAUAUUCCCCUGCCCGCUCGGCGCGAGGGACUGCGAGAGAACCAGGACCUGAACAAGGAGAACAAUGGAACGAUUGUGGGCAGUUUAAACGAGGAGCACGUCACCAUACUCGUAGACCGGGGCUACGAUCGCCUCAAAGCAGUGGAGGCCUUGAGAGUGUCGCACAACAACCUCAAAAUGGCCGAGGACAUUCUGGAUACGUUUGUUAAAAACAAUCGAUGAAAAAUAGUAGGGAGUGUGAUGAUUCUACCAACCACCAGGGGGCACUGUCGCCACGUUUGAUACGCCUGGACUGAUUGUAUUGAGAAGAGACGUGGGCAGAGUGCCAUGUGACUGGAGACUGUUCUGCUGUAAACGUGUCGUAAUCAAAUAAUUUAUACUCACUCUACAAUCAAAGUGAGGCUGCCUCGGUCUGGUCCUACCCCUCGCAGGUUCCUGGGGUCGUGUGGCGGAGAGUCACUUAUGCUUUUAGUACGUUAGUAUUUAUGUCCGUAUAUCCCAUGAGGCUGUGACUCUAUUCAUUUCAGCCGCACCAAGAGAGGAGUCUUUUCUACUUUGUUUCUGUCACUGUAACAUUGGGACACGCCCACAAGUUACGUUUUUGUCACUGUAACAUUGGGACGCACCCGCAAGUUCCGUUUUUGUCACUGUAACAUUGGGACACGCCCACAAGUUACAUGUUUCCGUCACUGUAACAUUGGGACACGCCCACAAGUUACAUGUUUCUGUCACUGUAACAUUGGGACACGCCCAGAAGUUACAUGUUUCUGUCACUGUAACAUUGGGACACGCCCACAAGUUACAUGUUUCUGUCACUGUAACAUUGGGACACGCCCACAAAUUGCCUAUUUCUGUCGCUGUAAUGUUGGGACAAGUAUGCCAUUCUUCAAGAGCUGGUUUUUCUCUUUGAAUUGCAUAUCCACACGCCAGAUGCACCUUUUGAUAGCAUGCCCUGGCCUCUUGUACAAAACAUGUUGUUCGUCAAGCUGACACUCUGUUUACCAUUUAGCCUGGUCAACAUACUUGUAGGUGGGCAUCUAAAUAAUACCUUUCAUGAUAGAUGUGUUCAUGAAGAUUUACUAAACUGUUCAUGAUAUGGGUACGAAGAAAAUCCUGACAAUUAACUUGACAGGUGAAUAUCUUGAUUAUUCAUGAAGAACAGCUUCACAGGUGAAUAUCUCAGUGUCAAUAUUGAUAAAUAAGGUAACUAUUACUGUAGGCGAACUUCUAGAUAAUCUUUCAUUAAGAAUGUGUUCAUUAUAACUGGUUAUGCCUCUAUUAAGAAUCUUGCUAUUCCAUUGGUUAUUCCGUACCACGUGACAAAAAAAUACGUUUCAAUGUUGACCCCCAAAUCAUGUGACUGACACUGACCUCAAACAUUGACUUAUCACAUGAUCAGUAUUGACUUGUCACAUGAUCAGUAUUGACUUGUCACAUGAUCAGUAUUGACUUGUCACAUGAUCAGUAUU